CGGAGCGGCGCGGAGCGGGGCGCGGGGGGCGGCGCAGCAGGCGCGGAAGAUGGCGGCGGGCAGGCGCGCCCCGCGCAGCGGGCUGCUGGAGCUGCGCGGCCCCGGCGGGCAGUGGCUCCGCGUCCUCCUCACCCUGGCCGAGGACGUGCUGGGGGUGAGCCCGGCCGACGGCCCCGGCCCCGCGGGCGGCCCCGGCGAGGCGGCGGCGGCGCAGCUGAACGGCGGGGAGCCGGGCUCCGCCGUGCCCGAGGCGCUCGCCAACAUCAGGCGCACGGUUCGCGUCGUCAAGCAGGACGUGGGGGGGCUCGGCAUCAGCAUCAAAGGUGGCCGCGAGAAUAAAAUGCCCAUCUUGAUCUCCAAGAUAUUUAAGGGGCUGGCAGCGGAUCAGACCGAAGCGCUGUACGUGGGGGACGCCAUCCUCUCCGUCAACGGGACCGACCUUUCCGAGGCGACGCACGACGAGGCGGUGCAGGCGUUGAAGAAGACGGGCAAGGAGGUGGUGCUAGAAGUGAAGUACAUGAAGGAGAUCUCGCCCUACUUCAAGAACUCCUCAUCAGGGGCAACAGUCAGCUGGGACCCCUCACCUGCGGCCCCGCAGAAGCGGUCAUCCCCCCUCCUGCCCCCUCGGGAGCUCCGGGAGGGCAGGACUGUGCCUCUGAAGAUGUGCUACGUGUCUCGCAAGUGCCUCCCCACCGACCCGGAGCACAGGUACCUGGAGGUGUGCUCGGCGGACGGGCGCGUUGCCCUCUUCCUGCGGGCGAAGGACGAGGCCACAGCGCUGUCGUGGCUCAGUGCCAUCCAGGCCAACGCGGCCCUGCUGCUGCCGCGGGUGAAGGAGGAGCUGCGAGCGCAGCUGGUGGGCGCUGGCACGGUGGCUGGACGGGACAUCAAGCACGUGGGCUGGCUGACCGAGCAGCUCCCCAGCGCUGGCACCAGGAACCUCUUGGCCGUCCUCACCGAGAAGGAGCUGUUGCUGUACGGCAGCCUGCCGCAGAGCCGCGACGCCCUGGGCAAGCCUGCGCACAGCUACCCCCUCAUUGCCACCAGGCUGGUGCACUCGGGGCCGGCCAAGGGCUCGGCGCUGUACGAGGCCGAGCUGUCGUUCGCGCUGCGCAGCGGCACCCGGCUGGGCGUGCAGACCCACCUCUUCAGCCUGGAGAGCCCCCGCGACCUGGCGCUGUGGACCCGCCUGCUGGUGGACGGUACCCACGGCGCUGCCGAGCUGGUCCAGGAGGUCUCAGCAGCUUGCACAUGGAAGGGGCAGGAUUGCACCCUGUCCAUCCACAUCGACAAAGGCUUCACCAUCUCCACUACCGAGCCUGGACUCAGCAAGACCAUCCUGCUCCAACAGCCCUUUGAGAAGUUGCAGAUGUCCUCUGAUGAUGGCACCAAGAUGCUCUACCUGGACUUUGGUGGACCGGAGGGAGAGAUCCAAUUGGAUCUUCACUCCUGCCCCAAAACUAUUGUCUUUAUCAUCCACUCCUUCCUCUCGGCCAAGGUGACGCGGCUGGGGCUGCUGGUGUGAUGAGGGAGCGCCGGGCAGAGCAGCCCCAGCCCCAGCCCAUCUAUGCACAUCCCGCCAGGCCAAACCCCGCCCUGAGCCAUCCCAUGGAGACUGGAGCCCCCGCGGGGUCAUGCCACCCCCCCAAGGAAAAGCACCAUCCAGCUGGAGAAAAAACAUUCCCGAUGUGGUUGGGGCAGCGGUGGGUGGAAUCCCUCUUGGAUGGCAGCGCCGGGACUUCUCCGGUCUUCCUUCCCUUCCUUCCUCCCGCUCCGGUGCUCAGCGGCAGCUGGAGAAGCCUGGUUGGAACCCACCACGAGUGGUCGCGUGGUUGUCACCCCAGUGCCUUGUGAGAUGAUAUUUUCUGUACAAAGAACCUGUUUUUAUUGAUGUUUUAUAUUUAUAUCACCCAGUUAAAAAAUGCUGAUGCAGCAGCUCUCACUUGAGGUCCUGCAGCACAAGGACGUGUGUCUGUCCCUUGGACAGACAACCUGAGGGCUGGAGUCCGGAGUCAGCUCCAUAGUGCUUGAGAGAUGGGAGCUGCAGAUCAGCUCUUUUUGCCAAUUUUUCCCAUAUUGUACUGAACGACAGGAUCCACUUUGCUUUGUCGGAGUUGGACAGUUUGUUUUAUUUUGCCAACUCCUUGGUCACUUUAUUUCUCGGUUUGGGGGGAACGAUUGUCAGGUGGCUGCUGGGAAAGACCUUCUUUUAUGAACCAAAAGAUUCUGCAUGAAAAUGCCUAUUUUUUUUGGUCAAAUAAACAUUGCGGAUCACAACCAGCAGGAGCCCA
Molecule: messenger RNA, 2291 nt
Organism: Columba livia (rock pigeon)
Lineage: Eukaryota; Metazoa; Chordata; Aves; Columbiformes; Columbidae
Gene: SNTA1
Product: syntrophin alpha 1
Exons: 8
Coding region: 50-1525 (491 amino acids)
Cellular component (GO): intracellular anatomical structure; dystrophin-associated glycoprotein complex; sarcolemma
Molecular function (GO): structural molecule activity; protein binding
Source: RefSeq, a predicted model, not a curated record